UUGACUGAGAAUUCGUGUGUUCUAUUUUGCGUUGUUUGCAGAAAGAAAUAACAAAAUACAUUGCAUCAUUGUAUCAUUAUGAUUAUAAAUAAGACAAGCCUGUAGAGUGUAGUGCUAACUUUAAGCAUACUUUCACGCUCAAAGAUGGAAGUAUUCUGUAAAAAUCCGUUUUGGGAUCCGGAUUUACUAAAUUCUUCAACACCAGAUGUUUCCGAGUGUUUUCAGGAGACUGUGUUGGCAUGGAUUCCUUGUUUUUAUUUGUUUCUUGUGUCACCAUUGUAUUUUUACUGCCUCAAGAAAAACAACAAAGGUUACAUUAAACUAUCACUUCUUCAUGUUUUGAAGUCGGUUACAUGUGCCAUACUGAUUCUACUAACGUUGAUUGACCUCCUGAAAGGUGUAUCAGAUUAUGCAGAUGAGAAUGUUACACCUGUAUAUAUAUUCACACCUGCAUUAUUAUGUGUGACAAUGAUUUGUGCAUUUGUUGUAAUUCAAGAUGAAAGAAUGAAAGGUCAAAUGUCAUCUGGAGUCAUGUUUGUUUUCUGGAUUUUGGCUGUUGGUUGUGGUGUUAUAGAAUUCCGCUCAAAAAUUAUUCAGGAUACUGGUGAUACAUUCCGCUAUGUAACUUUUUAUAUGUAUUACGUGUUUCUGAUUGUAUCUCUGGUGUUGUCGGCCUUCUCAGAUCACCUUCCACAUUACUCGCCUGUCUCUCCAGACACAAAUCCAUGUCCAGAGAAGACAGCCUCAUUCUUAUCUCGCAUCACCUUUUGGUGGUUCACCAGUCUGGCAAUUCAAGGCUACAAAAGAGCACUGGUGAGGGCAGACUUGUGGUCGUUGUUAAAGCGUGAUGAGGCUGGCACAAUUGUCCCUCGCUUUCUUAGGAAAUGGAGGAAUGAGAUAUGCAGGACUGUGAAGAAAAGAAAAUCUAAAGAAACCAGGGAAAGAAAAAAGUUUGUGGUGGUCAAACUGGAUGAAGAUCCUCAUUUGAAUGCCAAGAGUGGGGGCGCUAUGUCAACCAAGACAGAAGUUGCGGAUGAUAGUUACGCUGAAUGUCAUGAGCUCACAGAUUUCUUUGGUCGACCAGUUGAUCACAAAGCCUCGCUGUUGAAAAGCCUGGUUAAAGCAUUUGGUGGAUGGUUUUUAUUGGGGGCUGUGUAUAAGUUCAUCUAUGAUAUUUUGCUUUUUGUUAGCCCACAGAUUUUAAGAUUACUAAUCAUAUACACACUUGACAAGAGCAUCUACGAAUGGCAAGGCUACGUGUACGCCAUCAGCCUUCUCAUCGUCGGUAUCGUUCAAUCUUUGUUUUUACAUCAAUACUUCCAUAUAUGUUUUGUUACUGGAAUGCAUCUGAGGACUGCCAUCAUCGGUGCUGUUUACAGGAAGUCUCUUGUACUUAGUAACAGUGCUCGCAAGACCGCUACUGUCGGUGAGAUUGUCAACCUGAUGUCCGUAGAUGCCCAACGGUUCAUGGACUUGAUGACCUAUCUUAAUAGCAUCUGGUCAUCCCCGCUCCAAAUUAUUGUGUCCCUCUACUUCCUAUGGGGUGUGUUAGGACCAUCGGUGCUUGCAGGUGUUGGUAUUAUGGUCUUACUGGUCCCGCUAAAUGCUUUCAUUGCGACCAAGUCCAAGAAAUUGCAGGUGAAGCAAAUGGCGUUAAAAGAUGCACGAAUCAAGCUGACAAACGAGGUGCUAAGUGGUAUUAAAGUUCUGAAAUUGUACGCCUGGGAAGAAUCAUUUGAAGAUAAGAUCAAAGACUUAAGAAAUAAGGAGUUAGUAUAUUUGAAGAAGUUUGCAUAUCUGAAUGCUGGGACUACCUUCACAUGGACUUGCGCCCCUUUUUUGGUAUCUUUGUGUACAUUUGCUGUUUAUGUUCUCGUUGAUGAUACCCACGUUCUAGAUGCUAAGAAAGCUUUUGUUUCACUGUCGCUGUUCAACAUACUUCGUUUUCCAUUGAUCAUGUUUCCCAACAUAAUUUCCAACAUUGUACAGAGCAGCGUGUCUCUUCGACGUCUUGAACGAUUUUUGAAACAGGAUGAGUUGGACUUGAACAGUGUUGAACACUGUGAUAUGCCAGGUCAAGCAGUUGUUGUUGAUAAUGCUACCUUCAGCUGGGGUAAAGAUGAUGAUCCCAAUUUACAAGACAUUAAUUUAGAUGUGCAAGAGGGUGCCAUCAUCGCUGUUGUUGGAAAAGUGGGUUCUGGGAAGUCAUCACUUAUUUCAGCAAUGUUAGGAGAAAUGGAAAAGACAAAAGGAAAAGUCUUUACUAAGGGUUCUACAGCAUAUGUCUCACAACAAGCAUGGAUACAGAAUGCUACGUUGAGAGACAACAUCUUGUUUGGACGUAACCUGGAAGAGGUCAAAUAUCAUCGCAUUGUUCAAGGGUGUGCUCUAGCAACAGAUUUUGAUAUGUUGCCAGGCGGUGAUAUGACAGAGAUUGGUGAAAAGGGUAUUAACCUGAGUGGUGGCCAGAAACAACGAGUGAGCCUCGCCCGAGCAGUUUAUUCAAAUGCUAACAUCUACUACUUGGACGACCCACUGAGUGCUGUCGAUUCUCAUGUUGGAAAGCACAUCUUUGAUCAUGUGAUCGGUCCAGAUGGUCUGCUUAAGAAUAAGACACGCAUUUUGGUAACCCAUGGCAUCAGUUUCUUGCCUCAGGUUGAUCAAAUCGUUGUACUUGUUGACGGACAGGUGUCAGAGGUCGGAUCAUACACUGAACUACUUGAGCAAGAGGGCGCCUUCUCUGAGUUCUUGAAGAAUUACAGUUUAGAUGCUGAGAAGGAGAAUGGUACAGAAGAUCAACCAACAGUGUUGUCACUACAUAGUGAAGGACUUGAAGUUGUUAAAGGAAGAUCAGAUGAGGAUGAAAGAUGUCUCUCCAUGUUGUCCGUCGGUGAUGAAUGUGGAAAGAGUUCUGACAACAUUGACAGAAGGUUGACCUAUGACACAGUAUCCCAGUUGGAUUCAAUAUCCAUUGGCAGGCAAAUUCCUCUUGCAAAGUACAAAAAGAUGGAGGAAUUGAAGAAGGUUGCCAUGGAUAACAAGGAGGAAAAAUUGAUUGAAAAAGAAAAAACAGAAACAGGAAAGGUGAAAUGGUCCGUGUAUACAACAUACCUGAAGUCUGUAGGUUGGCCACUUUCAAUCCUAAUCUUAAUAUUCUACCUGUUGUCGAAUGCUGCCUCGAUUGGCGCCAAUCUGUGGUUGAGUCACUGGAGUGAUCAACCAGUGAUUGAUGGUGUCAACGAUGCCAGUAAACGUGAUAUGUAUCUUGGUGUGUACGGUGCUCUGGGCUUCGCCCAAGGUUUAGGCAUCCUCUUUGGGGGCAUCUGGUUUGUUAUCGGCGGGUUGAUGGCCUCGAAAAAACUACACAAACAGAUGGUGCACAAUAUUCUUUUAACACCCAUGUCCUUUUUUGACAAGACACCUAAAGGUCGACUACUGAAUCGGUUUUCAAAAGAUAUUGAUAAUGCUGAUUUCCAACUGCCACAAACAUUUCAGUCCUGGUUGGGAUGUGUCUUUAAAGUAUCUGGUGCCCUUAUCGUCAUUUGUAUUUCUACUCCAGUUUUCCUCACUGUUUUUCCGGCUUUAGCUCUGUUUUAUUACAUUGUUCAGGUCCAGCUGGCUUCAACUCCUGCCAUGGCAACACGACCACAACAUCUCCACUCCGUAAGCCUUAUUCUUAGAUUUUAUGUUUGUACAUCACGCCAAUUGAAACGUUUAGAAUCGGUGUCACGGUCUCCAAUCUACUCGCACUUCUCUGAAACGAUAACAGGAACAAGUACGAUACGAGCUUACGGACGUCAGUCAGAGUUCAUCCAACAAAAUCAGGGUUUGAUAGAUGAAAAUCAGGUCACAUAUUACCCUAAUGCCUGCUCCAACAGAUGGCUUGCUCUUCGUCUGGAGUUCGUUGGUAAUCUUAUUGUAUUCUUUGCAUCAUUAUUUGCUGUGAUUGGUCGGGAUAAUCUUAGCCCAGGUCUGGUGGGCUUGUCAGUUUCAUAUGCAAUGCAGAUUACACAGACAUUGAACUGGUUAGUGAGAAUGACAAGUGACUUGGAGACUAACAUUGUUGCUGUUGAAAGAAUCAAAGAAUAUUCAGAGACAUCUACUGAGGCUGCUCGAAUUGUAGAAGACAAUCGACCUGAUGAAGGUUGGCCCAGCAAGGGUGAGAUUGUGAUGACUAACUACUCUACCCGCUAUCGUGAAGGCCUAGAUUUAGUUGUCAAAGGCAUUGACAUUAGUAUCAAGAGUGGAGAGAAGAUUGGAAUUGUUGGUAGAACUGGUGCGGGCAAGUCUUCACUGACUUUGGCAAUUUUCCGUAUUAUUGAGGCUGCUGGAGGAACCAUUACCAUUGAUGGUAUUGAUAUUUCAAAAAUUGGGCUUCAAGAUCUUCGCUCAAAAGUCACAAUCAUACCCCAAGACCCAGUUCUUUUUGCCGGCUCACUUCGCAUGAACCUUGACCCCUUUGAUAGUUACACUGAUGAUGAAAUCUGGAAUUCCUUGAGCUUGUCCCAUCUCCAAGUUUUCGUGUCAAGUUUACCACGUGGACUUCAACAUGAAUGCACCGAAGGAGGAGAAAACCUUAGUGUUGGUCAAAGGCAGUUAAUUUGUCUAGCGAGGGCGCUGUUACGGAAGAGCAAGUUACUGGUCCUAGAUGAAGCAACUGCAGCCGUAGAUCUUGAGACAGAUGACCUGAUACAAGCAACAAUUCGUAUGGAGUUUGCAGAUUGUACGGUGUUAACGAUCGCACAUCGACUCAACACAAUCAUGGACAGCAGUAGAAUUUUAGUUUUAGAUGAUGGAAGAGUUUCCCAGUUUGCUUCUCCAACUGACCUUCUUUCUAUUGAUGGGAUUUUCUUCAACAUGGCGAAAGAUGCAGGUUUAGUGUGAAGGAAUCCAGAUUCAAUAAGAGAUGAGCUGGUCUUGUCAUUCUUUGAGAGACAAAAGUUCAUUGUAAAUGGUACAGUUUAAAUCAAAUCUAAACUAUUAAUGCUGGAUAACCAAAUGUGGCUCCAGAUAUCAGGCCUUAUUGUCACCAGAAUUUUUCAAACGGUGGGGGGAAGAGGCCCACAACAUAUUCAGAAGAUAAGUGGGAGUGCUAAUUUCAAUAUAUGCCUUGAAAUUUUAAAAUUUAGUGGCAAAACAGGGGGGGGACAUGCCCCUACUUGAUUCGCCCCUGGGGUUAAAUGAGCUUUCUUAACAUAUCUAAUUUCAACACUGACUUCGAUGAAAAUUCAAGAGAUUCAAAUUUUUUUAUUGUUGCGAAAGCCAUCGAGGGCUAUUAUCCAUUUAUUUACAACACAUAUAUGUGAGGUCUCACUACAAAAUGAGUCUCAUCGUUAGAAAAUCAAAAAAUGAGUUUAUUUUAUAUUUUGGUAGAUCACAUUAUAAGGUUUAAUUUGG
This is a messenger RNA of Anneissia japonica, 5397 nucleotides long. RefSeq names its product multidrug resistance-associated protein 1-like. The record is from RefSeq and is a predicted model, not a curated record. Lineage: Eukaryota; Metazoa; Echinodermata; Crinoidea; Comatulida; Comatulidae. Bases 145 to 4884 code for a protein of 1579 amino acids. Gene Ontology annotation, cellular component: membrane. The transcript has 30 exons. Gene Ontology annotation, biological process: transmembrane transport. Gene Ontology annotation, molecular function: ATP binding; ABC-type transporter activity; ATP hydrolysis activity.